Messenger RNA from Manacus vitellinus (golden-collared manakin), 1992 nucleotides. RefSeq lists its product as uncharacterized. The coding region runs from base 34 to 1992 and encodes 652 amino acids. The transcript is spliced from 2 exons. Lineage: Eukaryota; Metazoa; Chordata; Aves; Passeriformes; Pipridae. The record is from RefSeq and is a predicted model, not a curated record.
UGUCUAUUUGAAUAUAGAAACUCCCUGAUCACCAUGUUGUUUGAUGCACUCACAUGGAUGUUGUAUUUGAGCCUGUUCAUAUUUCCACAGAUGGGGUAUUAUUUGCCUGUUUUGAUGCUCUCUUUAAGACCAGGGAGAGGGAUCCAAAUUGCUUUAUUAGUAUAUUAUGUUUAUGUCAUUCUAACAUUAGAAGCAAUGAGUUUCAUUGUAAAUGUGUAUUCAGUCCUGUUUGCCUGUCCUGGUUUGGGUUGCUACCUCUGGGGCCUCAUUAAAAAUCGUACCCAGCUUUUUGGGGGAACAGGGGUGGAUGGUUUCCAGCCUCCCACCUCCUUCUUCCCCUUCAGACCUGCUAAAACAGUUUUUGAAAAUAUUGAGUUCCCUUUUGAUGUUAAGGACAGCAUAAUGUUAUUGUUAGUGUUGCUCUGUCUGCUCUGUACUGUGUACACCAUGUUUAGGGUCAGAAAAGUGCCUUUUAGGGAGGUUGGUUGGACACCUGCCCUGGGAGCAGAUAAUGCUGAGUGGCAUGGGAAGUGGGAGGACAUCAGCCAGUAUUUGGAAAAGUUUUCUCCUCCAAUGAUCUGGAAAUUCACCCCUGAACAACUGCAGGAUCCUGUUAGCAUGAUAAGACUGGUGAAGGAAAAAUGCUCUGGCAGCUCCAGAGAUGGCCAGCUCACAGCAACCUGCUGGGCCCUGGCCACUGCCUACCGGGCAGUGCUUGACAUGAUACAGCACUGUCAGGGCGAGGAGAGAAGGACCAAAUCCGCAGACACCACGUCCACCCAAACCACAGCUGAGUCAGAGGGAGAAAGAAAUGAACCAACCAGCACCGUGUCCACACAAACCAUCGAGGAGCCAGAAGAACAAGCAAAACCAAUAGCAGUCGCCCCUGUCCAGAAAAGGAAAUCAAAGACUAAAUCAGUUCGCAUAGCAAAUGAUGACGAAGAGGCGGGACCUUCACAUCCACCGGAGGAGACAGAGCCAGAAAUAAUCACUCGGUCCCUAUCCCUGGGUGAGCUACGUGAGCUCCGGAGAGAGUUCACGCGACAGGCGAACGAGUCCAUUCUGACCUGGCUGCUCCGAAUGUGGGAUGCCGCAGCUAACGAUACGAUCCUAGAUGGGAGUGAAGCCAGACAGCUGGGAUCCCUGUCUCGAGAUGUAGUCAUUGAUCAGGGGAUUGGAAGGAGGCAGGAAACUCUCAGCCUCUGGCGGCGACUGUUGUCCAGUGUGAGGGAGAGAUACCUUUGCAAGGAGGACCUCCACGUACAGCAAGGACAGUGGAACACGAUGGAGCAAGGUAUCCGGUGCUUAAGGGAGUUAGCUGUACUGGAGAUAAUCUUUUCAGAGGAUGAAAGAUUCCCUAAGAGUCCAGAUGCCGUACAGUGCACCUCCCAAAUGUGGUUAAAGUUUGCACGACUCGGGCCAGAAAUGUAUUCCCGCUACUUAGCAACGCUGCAAUGGAGGGAGGGAGAGGACAAGGUGGGAGCAUUGGUUAGCAAACUCAGGAUUUAUGAAGACACUGUCACCGCCCCAUUACGAGCCCACGUCUCAUCUGUGGAAACCAAACUGGCUGAACACGUCCGAAGCCUAGAAGAGAAAAUUGAAGAAGGACACCAGAAGCUAAGAGAAGAAAUUAAGGAAGGGAUUUUCCAUAUCUCGCCAGGACGAACAAGAGUCUCUGCUAUCAGGAGCCAGCGUCCCCCAGCUAAGGAGAGAAGGUACACUCCACGUAGCGAUCUAUGGUUUUACCUCCGUGAGCAUGGAGAAGAUAUGAGGAAGUGGGAUGGGAAACCCACCUCUUCCUUAGCAGCCCGGGUACGUGAGCUGAAAAGAGGAACAAAUACCAUAAAGAACUCUUCAAGGGUAAACGUUGCUCCAGUCUCUCGUGGGCAAGACUCCAGACGGUACAGGAAUGAUGAUACGUCUGAUCCUCUUGAAGGGACCUCCAGGUCAUACCCACAAGAAGAGCACAAUGAGUACCAUGACCAGGACUAG